UUAAGUAUAAUUUUACUGUAUGCUUGUUCAUCUACUUCUAUCGAAUGCACAGCUUUUGGAGCGACUUCGAAGGCUGAAAACACAGGAAAUACCAUGGGUUGCUUGGGAUCGAAGGAGGAUAGUAACGCAAAUGAAGAAACCAAUGAAAAACCGACGUUCAGCUGGGAAAAAGGACCCCGCUUAGAUCCCAAGGAUUACACUAUCGGAGAUUUGACGGGCGAACUUGCUGCGAAAAUGCCUGGCGAAAUUAAUGGCCAGCAGUUCAUCAUUCAAAACAACAAGGAAUGCAGAAUCUUCAUUUUGGAUCAUGCAGAUACCAUAACAGUAGAUGACUGUGUAAAUUGCCAGAUUGUGAUUGGCCCAUGUGCAGGCAGUGUGUUUUUUCGAGAUUGUCAAGACUGUAAGGUUUUGGUUGCUUGUCAACAGUUUCGAACUCGAGAUUGCAAGAAAAUGGACUUCUUUUUAUGUUGUGGUACACAACCUGUGAUAGAAUCUUCAAAAGGAAUGAAGUUUGGUUGUUAUCAGUAUUAUUAUCCUGAGCUAGAAGGCCAGUUUGAGGCAGCAAAACUAAGCUUAUACAAUAACAACUGGAGCAAUAUUCAUGAUUUCACACCAGCUGCAGGAGAAACAACUUGGGGCUUAAUUCCAGAGGAGGAUGCAACAAAUAUUGGAACUUUUAUACCAACACCAGAAGAAUACAGAGAUAAGAAUAUUUCAAGUGAUACCUCCAUGAGUGUUGUUCCACUAACACUUGGAUCAAGACGAAAACCACAUGAUGAAUCUUGUCUUGUGGUGUUUUUCCAAUAUCCUGAAAUGAAAUCACAUGUCAGACGAUUGAUAACUGAUCAGAAGCGUGAGAGAAAUCAAGUGCUUGUCCAAACCAAGGAAGUUAGUAUGAAACCAGAAGACGCAGCCAGAAUAUUUCAGUCCGAAGAAUACAGAGCUGCUGCAGAUAGAGGUUUGUGUACUUUGUAAUAGGAUAAUUUUAAUGGUUUUAGAGAACAUAACCCCUCUCUGCUGGAGAUAAUAUUCUGUUAACUGUUUCAAUGCAAUGUCAAAUCCAAUUAAAUGUCGGUUUGGGGGUAAUUAAUUACUCGGCUGAGGAGAUAAUGGUCCAUAAUUUGGACAUAAUGACUUACAGGACUGAAGAAGACCUUAACGUAAUUACCCAUCUAUGAGAUAACAAUUUGCUUGGACACUACACCCUGCAUGGUAAAAGCAGGUGCCCUUUUUUCUUUCUCGGAGAGAAGUUAAUAGAAACCUUUGGAGGUUAGCCUUAAAAAGUUUGAGAAAUUUUUGUACAAGUACUGUGAGAGGGCAAACGUCGAAACGGUCCUCUCGUCAAGAAGCCUCACCCUCUUAGCUACGCCCCUUUUUUUCUGUUGAACUUUGUCAGAGGCCUAAUGCUACAUGUAUUCUAAAUAAUGAGAUUUUUUCGUGCGAGUGUCAAAGAUGGCAAGGGUAAGCUUUAGAAAGUCCAGUCUACAUUUAAUUGAAGAGUAGUGG
Molecule: messenger RNA, 1506 nt
Organism: Stylophora pistillata
Lineage: Eukaryota; Metazoa; Cnidaria; Anthozoa; Scleractinia; Pocilloporidae
Product: protein XRP2
Biological process (GO): post-Golgi vesicle-mediated transport
Cellular component (GO): periciliary membrane compartment; cilium
Molecular function (GO): GTPase activator activity
Source: RefSeq, a predicted model, not a curated record